Messenger RNA from Prionailurus viverrinus (fishing cat), 474 nucleotides. RefSeq names its product general transcription and DNA repair factor IIH helicase subunit XPB-like. NCBI's taxonomy places the organism in Eukaryota, Metazoa, Chordata, Mammalia, Carnivora, Felidae. The transcript has 2 exons. Bases 30 to 398 code for a protein of 122 amino acids. The record is from RefSeq and is a predicted model, not a curated record.
AAGAAAUCAAGGAUCACUGAGCCCCUCCUAUGCUCCAGGACGAAGAGUUGGCAUUUUCCACGAGAGAAAAGCAGCAGCAGCUCUUACAGAAAGUCCUGGCAGCCACUGACCUGGAUGCUGAGGAAGAGGUGGUGGCAGGAGAAUUUGGUUCCAAAUCCAGCCAGGUAUCUCGGCACUUUGGCACAAUGAGCUCUGUAUCUGGGACCGACCACCCCCUGUACAUGGAAUACUGCUCUUCAUGGGGCAAGACCCACGAAGCACGUGCACCCAUUCUUCAAGCGAUUCAGGAAAUGAUGUCCACAGGGCCACACAGGUCAAGCCUGGGUGCUCAGCACCAAAGCUGGAUAGGAAUUUUCCACAUCAUUUUCUUUCCUCUAGCAUUGACCAAAGUGAUCUAGGUGCAGUGUUUGUUAACUGUGUUGAAGAAAAUGCAUCGAGGGGCGCCUGGGUGGCUCAGUUGGUUAAGCGUCCAAC